CCGAGCACGCGGCCGGGCCGAGUCCUCCAGCUGUUGGGGUGCGAGUUCUAUUUCUCCUUUGUCUUACCUCUGCGGGAACUGGGCGAGGAGGAGUCAGAGUUCGUCUGGACAAAUAAGGGCUGGAACACGUGGUGGAAAAUAGAAGAACUGUUGGCUUUCACAGAGCUCACAGUCUAAGGUGUUUGUUGGCGGCACCUGGAUCAGAACUACCCAGAAGUGAUUGUUAUUAGUCUGCUACAAUCCUUCCCAGAGGAAGCAGUGAGGGCAAGAUGAGGCAGCAGAUGAACCGAAGGGCAAAGCCAAGUGGCCCAAAAGGCCUGAGUGAAGAAACUCUCCACCAAGCCGAACCAAGGCAGGACCACAGGAGGGAAACUCUCUGUGAUGAUGAUGACCUGCUGUAUGAGAUUAAUCAUAUUGUUGGAGAUGAUGAUUUUUCAGACUGUUACAUAGAAUGUGUAAUAAGAGGUGAGAUUUCUGAAUCCAUCCCACAAGAAGAGUUCCUUAACUCCUUUGCAAUCCUGAAGGAAGAAACAGAAAAAAAUCUUUCUGAGCAGAUUGUUCAGGGUACUACCAGCUCCCUUCCUAAGCCUUCAUUGUCACCCAUGACCAAAGGCACCCAACAAGAGCUUCCUCAACAGAUGUUUGAAACGAAUUCACCACCUGGAGAUUCUGAGCACACACCAAGCAAGAAGCUCGCUUCUGGAGGACUACCCAGUGGUAACUUGGAUCCUAAACCAGUCACAGAAGGUACUGGAAAGAAGCCCCCGAAUAGUAAUGCAUGUGAUGCUCUGAAGCUAAUGAUUUGUCCUGAGAGGGGCUGCACAAAAAUGGUGAGAAACAAAGCUGCCCUGAAGAAGCAUUCCCUAGUUCAUAGUCCCCGGCAGUUUGUGUGUUCCGAGUGUGGGCGUGCAUUUGCAGAAAAGGCCAAGCUGACGCGGCAUUAUCUGGUGCACAGUGGAGAGAAGCCAUUCCAGUGCACAUAUGAAGGAUGUGGGAAACGCUUUUCCCUGGACUUCAACUUACGUACACAUGUACGCAUCCACACUGGCGAGAAACGUUUCGAGUGUCCUUUAGAUGGCUGUAACAAAAAGUUUAUUCAGUCCAGUAACAUGAGAGCUCACGUCUUAACUCAUAUGAAGAAGACAAAGUAAUCAUAGAAGAAAGAGAGAAAAUGGAAGAUAAACCUCAUUAGUAGAAAAGUAAUUGCAGAAAAAUUUGCAUCCUAGAUUGUUGCUUCUAGACGGGGAUUUUUAAGAAUUAUCCUUGAACAAAAUAAUGGGUUUCCUAACACUUUCAUAUAUAUAUGUAUGUAUAUAUAUGAAAUAUAUUUGAUCAUCUU
This is a messenger RNA of Dipodomys spectabilis (banner-tailed kangaroo rat), 1339 nucleotides long. RefSeq names its product ZFP42 zinc finger protein (gene Zfp42). Bases 270 to 1151 code for a protein of 293 amino acids. Gene Ontology annotation, molecular function: RNA polymerase II cis-regulatory region sequence-specific DNA binding; DNA-binding transcription factor activity, RNA polymerase II-specific. Gene Ontology annotation, biological process: regulation of transcription by RNA polymerase II. The record is from RefSeq and is a predicted model, not a curated record. The transcript is spliced from 3 exons. Gene Ontology annotation, cellular component: PcG protein complex; transcription regulator complex. NCBI's taxonomy places the organism in Eukaryota, Metazoa, Chordata, Mammalia, Rodentia, Heteromyidae.